AUCUUUCCCUCUUUCUUUUCCGGUUGCGCUGCCAUCAGGAUAAACAUGGUUCAGCGUCUUACGUACCGCCGUAGGCUGUCCUACAAUACAGCCUCUAACAAAACAAGGCUGUCUCGAACCCCUGGUAACCGCAUCGUGUACCUGUAUACCAAGAAGGUGGGCAAAGCACCCAAGUCUGCCUGUGGCAUCUGCCCUGGAAGACUGCGUGGAGUACGUGCUGUUAGACCUCAGGUUCUGAUGAGGCUCUCAAAGACCAAGAAGCAUGUCAGCAGAGCUUAUGGUGGUUCCAUGUGUGCAAAAUGUGUGCGUGACAGAAUCAAACGUGCUUUCUUAAUUGAGGAGCAGAAGAUUGUUGUCAAAGUGCUGAAGGCACAGGCACAGAGCCAGAAGUCAAAGUAAAUGUCUGUAUUUGUAAUGCCACAAUAAAUAACUUUAAAAAAAUAA
Messenger RNA from Lepisosteus oculatus (spotted gar), 444 nucleotides. It is a transcript of the gene rpl34, whose product is annotated as ribosomal protein L34. Gene Ontology annotation, biological process: translation. Gene Ontology annotation, cellular component: cytosolic large ribosomal subunit; ribosome. Gene Ontology annotation, molecular function: structural constituent of ribosome. The record is from RefSeq and is a predicted model, not a curated record. NCBI's taxonomy places the organism in Eukaryota, Metazoa, Chordata, Actinopteri, Semionotiformes, Lepisosteidae.